CGCGCAGCCUGGGCAUCUCUGCCUUCCCGGCCGAUUUAUGGCAACUCGCCUACAUUCCGUGCCACUUCGUCAGGAGGCAGGACACCGAAGUCGAACGUUGAGCUAUCCACGAACUAUCGAAGAGAACCGUCUAGUCAAUGGGGUCCCAAGAGCAAGUUCCCGCCCCGAGAGUCUGGGACAUGGCAACAGGGGCUCCUCGAGGCGGCCGAUGGUUGGCGCGGCUCAAUAACGGCCAGUCGGCUUGCGACAGAGAAUUAUCGACGCACUCUGCCAUGUCCCGAGCGGCGGGCCCUCCUUACCGCCAGUCUGGCCCCGGACGCGGAUUGCCAAGCCAGGGCGUCGGGACCCGUUGCGGCCAGUUCGGGAGCUGGCACCGCACCGACAUGGAUAUAUCUUCGGCUUCGUGCAGACAGUGGGCCUAUGUUCAGAUGGCACAUAAUGCUCGAACAAAAGCAGGCCAACCGAGCAGACCGCGUCAUUGGCCACCCAACCUCGCCAUACGGUGGUCUCGUGCCACUCCUAAGCGUUCGUGCGACUACGGCACAGAUCUCAAGCAACGGCGUCACCGUCGUCCUCACGUGGGUGUAUUUGAAAUUCGUGCACAAGUACCAGCCUGUUCCGUCCCACUAA
This is a messenger RNA of Colletotrichum orchidophilum, 630 nucleotides long. RefSeq lists its product as uncharacterized. NCBI's taxonomy places the organism in Eukaryota, Fungi, Ascomycota, Sordariomycetes, Glomerellales, Glomerellaceae. The transcript is spliced from 2 exons. The record is from RefSeq and is a predicted model, not a curated record. The annotation marks the transcript as partial.